CUCAGUAGUCUGCAGAGUAUCAACUUCCAAUGGCAUAAGCUGCCAGCUGCCAUGGUUGGAUCUGAGCUGCGCUUUGCUACUGAUGAGGGCGCGGUGUUGGUGCAUCAGCCCCACCGGCAGGAUGCUCAACGAAGCCGCGUGCACUGCACUGUUUCAGGAGCUGCCUUUGAUCUGUGGCGGCUGUCUGCCGCACCGCCUGGUGGGGGACGAACUGCGGGACUCGUCUCUUUGGAGGCACUCGAGGCCGUGCAGCGCGAGGCCGACUUCGCCCAGCGUGCAGGCCGACAUCCAAACAUAGUACGUUGUCAUGGUGUCCUCGUGCAGAAUGAGGGAGCCGUGCACUCGAAGCUCUUGCUGUGUGAGCCUUGUGUGUUUGAUCUGGCAACCCACACAGCUUCUAGCUCUUCUUUGCCUUCGCGUGAGGUUUCAGAUCUUGGCCAAGAGCUGGCUUUUGGACUUGGGCAUCUUCACAACCUGGGAAUCUUGUACGGUGGAUUUGAUGCGAGUGGAAUCUUCAGAGGUCAUGAUGGCUUGUGGAAGCUCCGCGACUUCUGCCGUGCAGCGCUGCUACCUGUGGCAGCCUCCGAGUGGCGCGCGAGAAGCCACGCACGGCCUCAGGAGGCACCCCCAGAGGCCCGUGGCAGUACGGACGAUGCUCUGAAGCCGGAGGCGGACGUUUGGAUGCUGGGCUCUUUCCUGUCCUCUCUCGUCUCCGGACUUCCGCAAGGCACUGGGGCUUUGGCCAUUGCACCUCAACAGCUAGUGGAUGCUGCUGUCGCACGCCUUUGUCUCCUACUUCAAUGGCUCAUGGCAGAGGCGCCCGAGGAGAGGCCGUGUGCUGGAGAGGCAGCAGCUCUGCUGGGCGCUCUGACGUUCACUCCGCCCCAGGAGAUCCUGGCAGAGAUGCCACUGCGGGAACAGCGACGGGUCUGUAGCAUGGCUGUUGCAGCUGCGCGUCAGCGCGCAGUGGACUUGGCAGUGGCACAGCCAUCAGACAUCGCAGACAUUGCAGAGUUGCCAUUGGAGAGGUUGCGGGUGCUUGGUGAAGAGAUCAAUCAAAUCCUGGACAAUUGCGGGAUGGAUGUUGCUUUUAGACCAGACAAUGCACCAGAACUUGAAGCUCAAGCAGAUCAAGCAGUGCCUACGCCUUGUGCAGGUCCCACCUUUGGGCAUUGAUGGGCAUUGAUGGAUUUGGGAUGAUUUGCUUUGGCACGUUUUGA
Messenger RNA from Durusdinium trenchii, 1220 nucleotides. Lineage: Eukaryota; Dinophyceae; Suessiales; Symbiodiniaceae. The record is from the annotation of a GenBank genome assembly.